GUGGGAGUGUCGGACCACCUCGACGUUUUCAACUUGGCGAGCGGGGAGAUUGGGUACCGCAAGCCCCAGCUGAUCGGGCGCUACUGGGACGACAUGAGCGCGGAGCAGCAGCACAACAACCGCAAUAUCCCUCUGGAGGGGAGCCAGGCCUUCGUGGGCGAGGUUCGGGCGCCUUUUAUGGUGCGCCCGGAGCUGCGCGAGACGGUCUCGAGGGAGUUGGAGCGUAUGUCCAGCAUCAAGAAGAACGCCAGGAAGCUCAGGGAGGAGCAGGCCGCCGCCCCCAAGGCAAAGCCCGCUCUUCCCAAGGGAUCACGGUGCUGGGACCGCCGCCGGGAUGGCCUCGGCCCGGCGGCGGAACUUCAGAGAGGUUGGUGGAUAGCGACGGACGCGUGCAGCGGUCGCUUCAACCCUUGCCAGUCCCUGACUGGCGCGGGGCCCCCGGGCGAGCUCCUUACGGAGCUCGUGGUGGCGCUCAACCAGCUGGAUGCUGGCUCGGACUUUGUCCGCAGACAGUGCGAGGGUGAGCCCAGCAGGAUGCAGCAGCUACGCAUGGAGCGACGCGCCGAGAGCUGCGCGGCGAUGGGCGCUCCACCUUCCGACAUGUCGACCGAGGUGGCCCUCCGGGAGCUCCAGGUCGGCACCGCCUACGGGGACUGCGACCCCGUCACGGCGGCCCCCUUCGUGCACGACCUCGUCUCCUUGCCGGCUGUCGGUGGCGCCCCGGCGCCGCUGGGCCAGCUGCUCGGGAAGGGCGGUCCAGAAAUCGUGCGGAGGUUCAUUGCUACCAAGGUUUUGUCAAAUCAGGACGCCGGCGCGAGCUUCAGUGCCAUGGACCUGCAGGAGGGCGAGCAGUCGUGGACCGGAGGCGUGGACAUCGCCGACGCCUUCUACAACAUGGGCUUGCCGAGCGAUUUACGACGUUACUUUGCUCUCCCUCGGUUGCGUGCGGGCGACCUCGGACUCAAGAGUGUCGAGGGCCAGUCCGUGCUGAGCCGAGCGUGGGUUCGGCCGUGCCUGGCGGUCUCGCCGAUGGGAUGGUCGCGCGCUCUCGAUUUCUGCCAGAGAGUGCACCGGGCGAUAGUGCUGGGAAAGGGGGACCUCUCCGAGACAGCUGAGAUCGUCGACGGGCGCCCGCCAGCAGAUGUGAGUGAGGGGGCUUUCGCGGCCUACGUGGACAAUUUCGUUGCCUUCGGCACGGGGCCCGAGAGGCCUGCGGCUAUGCUGGACGCGGCUCGGAAAGCCCUUGAGGGCGCGGGGCCCCCGGUGCACCCGACCGAGCCCCCCGCCACCGUCUCGGGGCAGUUGGGCUGGGUCUUCGACGGGGAGCGCGGGGCCUUGCGCCCCAAGAAUCGCCGUGUCUGGAGAUUGAGGCUGGGGCUUCUGGAACUCUUGAAGAAGGGGUACGCCACGGGCCGCCAGGUCGGGGAAGUCGCUGGACACUAUGCCUUCAUCGCCCUCGCUCAGAGGCCUAUGCUUUCUGUCUUCAACGCUGUCUACAGUUUCUCCCGGAAGUAUUUCUCGCGGGUCAUGAAACUCCCGCCAUCGGUUCGACGUGAACUUCAAUGGGCUGCUGCUCUCCUCCCCCUUGCCUGGUCUGAUCUGCGUGCACCGCGGGGCUCCAUGGUGCACGCGAGCGACGCGAGCGAGGAGGGGGGAGGGGUCUGCCAGAAGGAGGUUGACGUCGAUAUCAUCAGGGCUGCGGGUCGUGAUGAGGAGAGGUGGAGGUUUCGUCAUCCUGGAGUUUCUCGUCCUCGUGAUUGUCUCGGCGGGCCCGGGGACCCCGUGGAGGAGCCGAAGAUCGCCCCUGUUCGCUGGAUCCCGUCCGAGCGGAACGUCGCGGAUGCGCCUUCGCGACGCCGCAUCCCUCUCGGCGCGUGGCUCGACGGGCCCAAGGACGGUGAUGAGCCGGACCUCGCCUGCUGGGGCGUCAGGGGCGGGAGCCGCCGCAGCCAGCUCGCGGACUGCGAGGCAGCGGGAGCAGAGCUCGACGAGUUGGCGGCCCGCGGCGCCGCCACCGGGGCUGCCCUCGCGGCGUGCCGGCGGGCGCGGGCUGCGCCCCUGGUCUUGAGGGCGACCUUGCUGCAGGGCGCCUCGGUGAGGUCGAAGACGGUUGCGCAGUACGUCCCGCUGUGGCAGGUCGCCCUCCAGACGUGGCCGGCGACUGCACUCGCGGUGGGCGCCGCCCGAGUGCUGCCCAAGGACGACAUGGGCGGCCGCCUCGCGAGGUGGGCGGGCCGCGGGUUCCUCGCCGGUGAGCUCUCGCAGCGCGGGGCCGAGGCGAUGGCCGCGGUGAGGUUCCUCAGGCCGCAGUCCAGCCGAACGGGCUACCAGUCGCUGCCGAAGGCGACGCAGGUCGUGUCGCUGUUCGAGCUGGAGCUGGCCGCCGCACGCUUCUGGGCGAUGGCCGCCCGGGGGGUCAGCACAUGCCACUGCUUCCACGGGCGCGGCGAGCUGGGGCAGGGAACGCCGGACAUGAUCAUCGCGCCCACGCCAGGCAUGCACGCGCGCGGCCGGGCCAUCGAUCUGCGCCCGUCCGUGGAGGAGGCAAGCAUCAAGACGGGGAAGUUCGACGAGACCGUGGCGUUCGACCUCGCGGCGUUCGGCUUCCUCGACAGCGCGCCCGC
Prorocentrum cordatum is the source of this 2624-nucleotide messenger RNA. The record is from the annotation of a GenBank genome assembly. Lineage: Eukaryota; Dinophyceae; Prorocentrales; Prorocentraceae.